GGCGUGGAGGGGAGGCAGUAUAGAGGAGAGGCAGUCGGCUGAGGACGGAGCUGAGAGGACGGAGCUGAAAGGACGGAGGAGCGGAGGAGCGGGAGCCGUGGUGGAGGAGAAAGGAGGGAGGCAGGAGCGCACACUAGAGAAAGAGCCUGACGGCCGCGGAGCUGGGAAAGGAGGCAGGCAGUGGGCGCUUCGCUGCUGCUGCCCCCAGGCCAAAAAAUAAAGAAAAGAAAAAGAAAAAAAAAAAAAACAAUGCCAAUAAAAAGACGAUGAAAUAAAACACAUCGCAUCCGGGGCCACUGAACACAAAAAGGAGCGUGGACAGAGAAGAGAGGCGAGGUGGUAUCUGCUCCCGGCUGGCUGCGGCGCUUCGGAGAGGCUUCCCGGGCUGGGCGGGACCCCCAUUUUGACCCUGCAUUUGAGGAAGGGGCGACUGUGGAGAAAAUGAGGCGAGAGGGGGUCAGGGCUGGUGGCGGUUCCGCCUGUUUUUUUUUUUUUUUUUUCUCUCUCUCUCCUUUUCUGGGGGUGUGGGGGCCGGUUUAGUGUGAUGAUGGUGAGGAUAUUGGUCGGUGAUGCUGCCUGAAGCUCCGAAGCAAGCAGGGUGCAUAGGGGGGAGAGGUUCUCGACUGGACUGGGUUGGUGGCCUGAAUGUAUUAGCUUCACUGCGUCUGCCCAAGAGAAAUAAGAAUGUCUAAGCCCCUGGAGGCCGAGAAGCAAGGUCUGGACUCCCCAUCAGAGCACACAGACACUGAAAGAAAUGGACCAGACACUAAUCAUCAGAACCCCCAGAAUAAGACCUCCCCAUUCUCCGUGUCCCCAACUGGCCCCAGCACAAAGGUGGGCAUUCUCUCUGGCCUCCACUUAACAUUCUGGGGUCCCGGACCCUGCCUCUCUCCCCCCCAGAUCAAGGCUGAAGACCCCAGUGGUGAUUCAGCCCCAGCAGCACCUCUGCCCCACCAGCCGGCCCAGCCUCAUCUGCCCCAGGCCCAACUCAUGUUGACGGGCAGCCAGCUAGCUGGGCUCACGGCGCUGAUGCCAGCCCAGCAGCAGCUCCUCCUGCAGCAAGCCCAGGCCCAGCUCCUGGCCGCCGCCGUGCAGCAGUCCAGUGCUGCGGCUGCCGCUAACGCCGCUGCCGCCGCUGCCUCUGCCUCUUCCUCCACUUCCUCCACCUCCUCUUCUGCCUCCUCCUCGACCUCACAGCCCCCAGCCUCCUCUGGGGGGGGUGACCUGCCACCACCACAGCCUGCCAGCCAGCCCUCUGGGACCCCACAGCUCACCUUGUCCCAGCCCAUCCAGCUCACAGCACAGGAUAUACAGCAGCUCCUCCAGCUCCAGCAGCUGGUGCUUGUGCCAGGCCACCACCUCCAGCCACCUGCUCAGUUCCUGCUGCCGCAGGCCCAGCAGAGCCAGCCAGGCCUGCUACCGACACCAAAUCUAUUCCAGCUACCUCAGCAAACCCAGGGAGCUCUUCUGACCUCCCAACCCCGGGCCGGGCUUCCCACACAGGCUGUGACCCGCCCUACGCUGCCCGACCCGCACCUCUCGCAUCCGCAGCCCCCCAAAUGCUUGGAGCCACCAUCCCACCCCGAGGAGCCCAGUGAUCUGGAGGAGCUGGAGCAGUUUGCCCGCACCUUCAAGCAACGCCGCAUCAAGCUGGGCUUCACCCAGGGUGAUGUGGGCCUGGCCAUGGGCAAGCUCUACGGCAACGACUUUAGCCAGACAACCAUUUCCCGCUUUGAGGCCCUCAACCUGAGCUUCAAGAACAUGUGCAAACUCAAGCCCCUCUUGGAGAAGUGGCUCAACGACGCAGAGACUAUGUCUGUGGACUCAAGCCUGCCCAGCCCCAACCAACUGAGCAGCCCCAGUCUGGGUUUCGAUGGGCUGCCUGGCCGUAGACGCAAGAAGAGGACCAGCAUUGAGACAAACGUCCGCUUCGCCUUAGAGAAGAGUUUUCUAGCGAACCAGAAGCCUACCUCAGAGGAGAUCCUGCUGAUCGCCGAGCAGCUGCACAUGGAGAAGGAAGUGAUCCGCGUCUGGUUCUGCAACCGGCGCCAGAAGGAGAAACGCAUCAACCCCUGCAGUGCGGCCCCCAUGCUGCCCAGCCCAGGGAAGCCGGCCAGCUACAGCCCCCAUAUGGUCACACCCCAAGGGGGUGCGGGGACCUUACCGUUGUCCCAAGCUUCCAGCAGUCUGAGCACAACAGUUACUACCUUAUCCUCAGCUGUGGGGACGCUCCACCCCAGCCGGACAGCUGGAGGGGGUGGGGGUGGGGGCGGGGCUGCGCCCCCCCUCAAUUCCAUCCCUUCUGUCACUCCCCCACCCCCGGCCACCACCAACAGCACAAACCCCAGCCCUCAAGGCAGCCACUCAGCUAUCGGCUUGUCGGGCCUGAACCCCAGCACGGGAAGCACAAUGGUGGGGUUGAGCUCCGGGCUGAGUCCAGCCCUCAUGAGCAACAACCCUUUGGCCACUAUCCAAGCCCUGGCCUCUGGUGGAACCCUGCCCCUUACCAGCCUUGAUGGCAGCGGGAACCUGGUGCUGGGGGCAGCUGGCGCCGCCCCGGGGAGCCCCGGCCUGGUGACCUCACCGCUCUUCUUGAACCAUGCUGGGCUGCCCCUGCUCAGCACCCCGCCUGGCGUGGGCUUGGUCUCAGCAGCGGCUGCAGCCGUGGCAGCCUCCAUCUCCAGCAAGUCUCCUGGCCUCUCCUCCUCAUCCUCUUCAUCCUCAUCCUCCUCCUCCUCCACUUGCAGUGAGGCAGCAGCACAGACCCCUGGAGGCCCAGGGGGACCCGAGGCAGGGUCCAAACCUGAGUGAGGGCCAGCCAUGCCUCCCCUCCCACUCCUCUGACCCCCGCCUUGGUCUCUUGCCUGGGAAGAGGGCAAGGAGGCCAGUGGUGGGGACACAGAGGGUCCUCGGAGCAGGAGUGACAAGGGAGGAACAACCAAAAAAACCAACCAACCAAAAAAAAAAGAAAAAAAAGAAAGAAACUAACUAACCAACAAAAGAGAAAACCAAAAAUAAUCACAACAGAAACCAGCUGCCCCAAAGGAACCAGAGGUGAAAAACAAAAAAACCAAAACCAAACCAAAAAAAAAAAAAAAAAAAAAAAAAAACCACAAAAUCAAACAAACCAAAAAACCAGUCGCGAGCCAGACCUCAGUGUGCUCACACCCUCACUGCUACGACACCAAAUAAGAACCCCAGCCAGGGGCGGAGAAGCCUCCAGCAGGUCAGACCUCAUUGCCACCGAGCCCUGGUUGUGGGGCCAACCCCGAACCCUGCCUCCCCCAGUGGGGGCUACAGAAGGAAAAAGAGAAGAUGCCAGCUUCCUAGUCCUGGCCCCCAGCCCUGGACCAGCGAAGACAGGGCACAGUCUGGGCAGAUGGGCUGGGGCUCGGCACCACCCGCCAAAUGUUCUUUUCCGGAAGGUGAAAGAGAAAGGGCCUGAACAACCUUACACCAAAUAUUCAGUAGCUUCAUCCAAAGGAUGUACAGAAUUUUUAGCGUUGUGCUCAACAGAAUGUGUCCCUACCAUGUGUCCCCUUCUCCCCUGGCCCCCAGCUCUCCCCACCUGGGCAGGGGGUCUUGCUUUAACCUCCUCCCUCCCCCCAGCAAGGGGAGAGUUAAAGGGAAGGCCUGGGGAUGACUUUUCAGCCCCUCUUCCUCCCUCUUUCCCCUUUGAAGGGUGAGCUAGGCCAUUUUGCCAAGUUCUAGCUCUCACAAGUCCCUCCUCAACCCUGUCACCCUCCUCUUCUCUGGAAUCAACCGCCUCCCCAGCCUAUGGGAAGGUGGAAGUUUCAGGCAAGAGGGGAUGAAGGCAUUCAAGUUGAGGGCAUUCAGUUGUCUUUUUCCAUCCUGUCUGUCAGUUUCCCUAAAAAAGAAAAUUCAUAUUCCAGUGCCUAUCCGUGGGAUCCUUCACGUUCUUUGACAUUAACCAGAAACCAAAAAGAGAACUCGCCUCGCUUUUCCCAUCCCGUGCCCCUCUGGUACUGGCGAAUGCCUCUCCCUCCCCACACAUGCACACACGCACACACCCCAGUGGUGGGGUUCCUCGAGAUGGCAUCCCCAUCAGGGUCUAUGUGUGGGGACAGUGCCACAGCCUGUGGUCCCUUUGUGAAAAGGCAUGGUGGUGGCCACUACUCCCAUGAGACCUCCACGAGUCUUGGCUGGACCCUGUGUUUGCCCAGCCCCGGACACAUCUCCACUGACGACGGACAGAGGAGAGACGCCACUGGGAGCCACCCUGCCCUCCUGCUAUUGUGGAGGCCAACAAAGUUUUGAACCAAAAAACAAAAACAAAACCAAACAAACAAUAAAUUUAAACUAGAAAAAAAGAAUUUAUAUAUAUAUAUAAAAGGGAAAGAAGAUGAGGACUCUUCAAGAAUAAGAUAGAGCCGUGAGGCGGAGCCAAGCCCCUGCACUGGUGGUCCAGGCCCUUGGUCCCCAACGCGGACAGAAGGACGAAUGCUUCUUUCUCUUCACAAAUACCUCAUGGACGUCGUCUUUGGGAAAGUCGGAGGGGGCGGCUGGGGCAAGCCAGUCCCUCGGCCAGGGCAGAUGGAAGUGGGUGGGUGGGGCUGAGAGGGUGUCAGGGACAGGGGUGAAGAGCCCUAAACUACCCCCCGCAAUUAACUGAAAAAGCUUUAAAAAAAAGAAAGGAAAAAAAGGAGUAAGCAAAAAGAACGGACGAAGGAAAACAACUUUCGGGUGGUUUGAUUCCUCCUUUGAUUUCUUUUUCGGUUCUCUUCUGUCUGUCCUCUCUCCUUCCCUCUUUUCUCUCUCCUCUCUCUCCCUUUGCUCUCCUCUCUCCUCUCUCAAUCUUGUUCUUUCUGUGUCUCUCCUCAAACCAAAGUGUUGCAGUGAAGGACGCGAGCCAUUGAAAUCAGGGUGGGGCCUGGCAGCGCAGGGUGGCCCCCGCCCCUCACUGGGCAGGAGCAGAGGGAGGGGAGAGCCCUGAGACUGCAGGGCCGCGGCCUGGGCAGCUUCCACUUUCUCCUGGACACUCUUGAGGAGAGGCAGAUGGAGCCCCAGGCCUCAGCGUUCUUUUUUUCUUGUCUCCCUUCUCCCACCUGGGAAAUGAAACUGUUGGGCUGGGCCAUGGAGGCAGCAGAGACUCGGCCAUUGCAGGGGCCUCCGGGUGCCUUGUCCGGGCAGUGGUGGAGUGGUCGCCCCCCAACCCCUGGCACGAUGGGGCCUGGCACCUCGUCGACCCAUCCUCGCCGGAAUGUAAGCAUCUCUGCCGAAUGACUCCCUGCCCUUACCCUACCUCUGAGUUUGUCCAUGUUUAUUUCCUGAAGAGAGAAGGGACUGGCAAGAGGGCUUGGGCCCCAGCCCAAGGGUGGAGAGGGGGCCAAGGGCUCCUGACCAAAUAGGAAGGACAUGUGAGCAGAGCAAAAUGAAAGGAAUUACAACCAAAACCCCCUCCGAGAAGACAGGCAGCAUGGAAGGCAUGGUGGAGAUGACUCAAA
Molecule: messenger RNA, 5465 nt
Organism: Sapajus apella (tufted capuchin)
Lineage: Eukaryota; Metazoa; Chordata; Mammalia; Primates; Cebidae
Gene: POU2F2
Product: POU class 2 homeobox 2
Exons: 17
Coding region: 685-2811 (708 amino acids)
Biological process (GO): regulation of transcription by RNA polymerase II
Cellular component (GO): nucleus
Molecular function (GO): DNA-binding transcription factor activity, RNA polymerase II-specific; RNA polymerase II cis-regulatory region sequence-specific DNA binding
Source: RefSeq, a predicted model, not a curated record